Molecule: messenger RNA, 2472 nt
Organism: Entelurus aequoreus (snake pipefish)
Lineage: Eukaryota; Metazoa; Chordata; Actinopteri; Syngnathiformes; Syngnathidae
Product: PABIR family member 2
Exons: 7
Coding region: 1552-2073 (173 amino acids)
Source: RefSeq, a predicted model, not a curated record
UACAUCAAUAGUAAGAAUGUUGUGUUCAAGUGUUUACCAAGUAAAAUAAUAGUGGGAGUGUUGCGUUCAAAUGUCUAUUAAGUACAUCAAUAGUAAGAAUGUUGUGUUCAAGUGUUUACCAAGUAAAAUAAUAGUGGGAGUGUUGCGUUCAAAUGUCUACUAAGUACAUCAAUAGUAAGGAUGGUGUGUUCAAGUGUUUACCAAGUAAAACAUAAACGAGAGUGUUGCGUUCAAAUGUCUAUUAAGUACAUCAAUAGUAAGGAUGGUGUGUUCAAGUGUUUACCAAGUAAAAUAAUAGUGUUGCAUUCGAAUGUCUACUAAGUACAUUAAAAGUAAGAAUGUUGUGUUCAAGUGUUUACCAAGCAAAACAUAAACGAGAGUGUUUCGUUCAAAUGUCUACCAAGUAAAACAUAAACGAGAUUGUUGCGUUCAAAUGUCUACUAAGCACAUCAAUAGUAAGGAUGGUGUGUUCAAGUGUUUACCAAGUAAAACAUAAACGAGUGUUGCGUUCAAAUGUCUACUAAGCACAUCAAUAGUAAGGAUGGUGUGUUCAAGUGUUUACCAUGUAAAACAUAAACGAGAGUGUUGCGUUCAAAUGUCUACUAAGUAGAUCAAUAGUAAGAAUGUUGUGUUCAAGUGUUUACCAAGUAAAAUAAUAGUGGGAGUGUUGCGUUCAAAUGUCUACUAAGUACAUCAAUAAUAAGAAUGUUGUGUUCAAGUGUUUACCAAGUAAAAUAAUAGUGGGAGUUUUGCAUUCAAAUGUCUACUAAGUACAUCAAUAGUAAGGAUGGUGUGUUCAAGUAUUUACCAAGUAAAAUAAUAGUGUUGCAUUCAAAUGUCUACUAAGUACAUUAAAAGUAAAAAUGUUGUGUUCAAGUGUUUACCAAGUAAAACAUUAACGAGAUUGUUGCGUUCAAUUGUCUAUUAAGUGCAUCAAUAGUAAGAAUGUUGCGUUCAAGUGUUUACCAAGUAAAACAUAAACGAGAGAUGUGAUGUUCAUGCACGGUUCAUUUUAUGCACCAGUAAAAAAACAUGGUAACACUUUAGUAUGGGGAACAUAUUCACCAUUAAUUAGCAUGCAAAUUAGUAACAUAUUGGCUCUUAACUAGUCAUUAUUAAGUACUUAUUAAUGCCUCAUUAUAACCCUAACCCUCUAACCCUGACAAAUAACUCUAAAUUAAGUCUUUAUUACUUAGUAUAUGUUCCCCAUACUAAAGUGUUACCAAGAACAUAACUUGUGUAAAAAAAUAACAUUUUAUUUUUCACUAAAGAAGGGUUGGGUGAAUGCGCAUAGGAAACUGCUGGGGUUCCGUACCUCCAACAAGGUUAAGAACCACUGGACUAGACGUAUAAGAUUUCAUGGGAUUUAGCGAUUAGGAGUGACAGAUUGUUUGGUAAACGUAUAGCAUGUUCUAUAUGUUAUAGUUAUUUGAAUGACUCUUACCAUAAUAUGUUACGUUAACAUACCAGUUGGUUAUUUAUGCCUCAUAUAACGUACACUUAUUCAGCCUGUUGUUCACUAUUCUUUAGACAUUUUAAAUUGCCUUUCAAAUGUCUAUUCUUGGCUUUUAUCAAAUACAUUUCCCCCAAAAAAUGCCACUUAUACUCCAGUGCGACUUAUAUGUUUUUUUUCCUUCUUUAUUAUGCAUUUUCGGCCGGUGCGACUUAUACUCCGGAGCGACUUAUACUCCGAAUAAUACGGAGGACAACAUGGACGCAGCAUUGGGAGGAAACCUGCAGAGAACACGAGGCAGUGACGGGGCGGUUCCUGUCAGCAGCUCGUGGCACGAGCACUCUCGUGAGUGGCUUCGCUCGGACGACAGCGCCGUCACGCCAAACUCCUCGCCCAGUCCCAGCCGGAGGUUCAGACCUGCGGGCAGAGCCUGUGUCCGAUGGCCCUCCUUGACGCCGCUCAAGAGGAAAGGGGGGGCGGAGUCAGACGGUCCGCCCAAAAAGCUUUUUGUCACCGGCGUCCUGGACCCUGCCGCCCACACGGCCAGCGCCUCGCUUGCAGACUCCGCCCCCAGCCCUCAGUCGUCUCCGCUCGCCUCCCACCUGCACCCGGCGCAUUAAUAACCCUUUCCUAAAGGCAGUGGGCGGAGCCAGAAGUGCCUUAGAGCGACAUCCAGCACAUCUUUAGCCAGCAAGGAGCAACACGUGUACAAACUCUCCUGCGCACGUCCAAAAAGGCGCUCAAACCGGACGCUUUUUUUUAUUUUUUUAGGCGUCCGGAGGGUCGUUAUUUCUCCACUUGAAGUGAAGGAUUUGCACUCGUAUGAAGCCAAAGACCGCCUCGGCGCUCAUUUCCAGACUUUUGGAUUUCAGCUUGGAGGCGAGCGAGGCAGCCGUCGUCAUGGCGACGGCUUGAAGUAUUUGGUUUGUCAACAAGACUUUUCACAGGAAGGAAAAAGAACAAAAUGUAUUUUUAUGCAAUGUCGAUACAGGAUUAAUAAACGUGUCAAAACAGUCGCA